Molecule: messenger RNA, 4774 nt
Organism: Closterium sp. NIES-67
Lineage: Eukaryota; Viridiplantae; Streptophyta; Zygnematophyceae; Desmidiales; Closteriaceae
Source: the annotation of a GenBank genome assembly
UUCGGCACCAAGCAGUGGGGCGCGCUCGAGAAGAGCUGUCUGCUGCCGCACCGCGACAACAAAUCCUGCUGCAACCGCUUCCUCUUCCUCAAAAACCCCCCCACACCUCCUCCCCUCUUCACCCCCCCCUCCCCCUGCGAUGUUUCUUCUCCCUGUCAACACGCCCCCCUGCGUCGCCCUUGUCUCUCUUGAAAUUCAGCGAGUCGCACCGGCGCUGGCAAGCAGACAAGGCACACCCGGAGAGCCGCCGCUCGGGUGAGGCCAGCCUGGGUCAGCCGAGCAGCCCCGGGCAGAGGGGGGCGUCUCCAGAUGCGGCAAAUGAGCGGGCAGCAGAAAGCGACAGCAAGCGCAACGACCGGCACGACCAAAGCCCAGCUAACACAGGAGAAGCAGAUGCAUAUGCAGAAGCAACAGCUGAAACGGCAGUAACAGAAAAGCCACCAGCAGCAGCACCAGCAGCAGCAGCACCAACACCAGCAGCAGCAGCAGCAGCAGCAGCAGAAGCGGCGCAGCCACGGGCGUACGGGCAUCUGUCGCUGGAGGCGAGCGAGUGGCUGUUCCUGGGGCUCGGUGCGAGCCGCGACUGGCCUGAGCUGCACGACAGCAUCGCCCUCACCGCUGCAGCCACGGCCGGCAGACUGGCUGCUGCUGGCACUCACGGCAUUGCGCCACAUGGUGCUGCCAGCACUAGCCUGAUGACUAGUAGUCCGAUGGCUAGAGCUGCUGAUGCUGCCCAUGUUUAUGGUCUUGGCAGCCUACCUGGGAGCAGAGGAGGAGGAAGAGGGGCGUUUUUCCACCUGGAGUCUUGUCCUCCGCUGGGCGCUGGUGACGCUGCUGCCGGUGCUGCUAGUGCUGCCGGUGCUGCUAGUGCUGCCGGUGCUGCUGGUGCUGCCGGUGCUGCUGGCGCGUCGUUUGCUGCUCUCUCUACUUCCCUCCCGACUGCCCUCUCGGCCGCUCGUCCCGCUGUUCUGUCUGCUGCCUCUCCUUCCACUCACGCACCCUCUGCGGCACGCUCAGCUGCUUUGCGUCACGGACAUUCAACAUUACAUUCAACAUUUCUCGGGCAGACUUCUUUUCUCGGGCAGGCGUCUUUCCCCGGGCAUCUGGCAUGUGGGGUACAACCCUCUUUACACCCGCUUGUCGCAGGGAACUUCCCGCCGCUGGCAACGCUUCUGGCUGCGCACGGCUCAGUGUCAGGCGGCCGUCCCAUUGCUGCUGAUAGUGGCACCACUGCUGCUGCUGAUAACGCCCCUGCUGCUGCUGCCGCUGCUGCUGCUGCUGCCAGUGCUGCGGCUGCUUUCCUGCCGUCUCUGGGGGACGAUGCUGCCCCUCUUAUGGGUGCUUCCGGUGCUGGCGCGAGCAGCAAGAGGAGGUUCGCGGAUGUUCAAACGCCGGCGUUCGAUGCAGCUGGGAUGCUGUGCGAACCCCGGCAAGGAGCGGGAGCAGAUGGUUGCUGGGAUGGUGCUGGGAUGCGAGAGUCACCUCCGACGCGGAGCACGAGAUUCGAGGAUGGCACGACGCUGUGUGAGUCAACGCAGGGAGGCGUCUCCUCCCUAAUCCCGCGAAUGAGCUUGAUCAAGCAGCAGCUGCUCCUGCUUCAGCAGCAGCAGCAGCAACAGCAGCAGGGGCAGCAGGAACAAGAACGGGAGCAACAGUCUCAGCAGCAGCAGCGGCAGCAGCAGCAGUGUCUGAGAAGGCAGCAACUGCUGGAGCUUCAGCAGCUGCGGAUGCGGCAGCAGAACCAGCAGCGGCUGCAGCAGCUGCAGCAGCAGCUGGAGUUGGCUCAGAACGUGCAGGAAGCGGCGUGGAGACGAAAACAGCAAGCCACCGUCCAGGUGAAGGAGGAGGAGACGCAGGAUAAGGAGCAGCAGCAGCAGCAGCAGCAGAAUGAGCAGCGGCUACAGCAGCAGCAGCAGCAGCAGCAGCAGCAGCAGCGGCGGCGGCGGCGGCAGCAGCGGCAGCAGGAUCACACCGCACCCUCAGUGAUGCGCCCAGCCCUUGCCUGUCACCCUCUCCCCUCUCUCCAUAUCCCACCCCGGCCCAACCUGCACGGCUGCCAAUCCCACAGCAGCAGCUGGAGCACGGCUUCUUACCACCGCUCCCCCCACUCCCUCCCACUGUCCCCCAUUGAACACCCUCACUCCCCCUACUCCCCCACUCCCCCCUACACCCCCACUCCCCCCUACUCCCCACUCGCCCCUGCGGCACCCUCACUCGCCCCUUCACCCCCACUCGCCCCUGCGCCCGCACUCCCCUCUAGAACAUUCGUACUCCCUCUCCUUCCCCAACCCCCCUCCAGCCGGCUCCCCGUCCGACGGACCCUCGCCCCGACUCCCAAGGUCCGAGGUAAAUCAGCGGCCAAAUCCCCCCACCCUCCCGACCCUCCCGACCCUCCCGAACCUCCCGAACCUCCCGAGCCUCCCGAGCCUCCCCAAUCAGCGGCCAACCCCCCCCACUCUUCCGUAUCUCCCAGCCCCCCCGAGCCUCCAGCACUCGUUUCAGUUCCCCCCCCCCCGGCCCUGGCGGACGCAGCAGUGUGCAGAUCGGCCACCUCCUCGUUUGAGGCGCCUCACACCUCAUCGCCAGUACCAGCAGCACCGGCAGUAUCAGCAGUAUCGCCGCGUGAGGCGCCAGUGCAGUUGCACUCGCCUCCCCCCCCCCCUCGCCACUACCCCUGGUCUUGCGACGCGUUUCAGCGACCGCCCUUACCCGCUUCGGCUCCUGCCUCUCUUGGGGCACCUCUAAGACCGUCGUCUCAUCCCUCCGCCACACUCGCUACUGUCCCACUUUGCAACAGCCCGCCCCAGCUCCGCUCCCCACAGUCACAUCCGCUUCACUCACACAAGCACCAGCUCUUCCCCCCACCUUCCCGGGCGGAUCCAGAAGGUUCGGCAGUGGUUGGAGGUUCGGCAGCUCGUGGAGGUUCGGCAGCGCCUGGAGGUUCGGCAACGCUUUGGCAUAAAAGUGACUAUAUGGGGGAUUACAUGACGGGGGGUAACAGCAGCGGCAGUGGGGGCGACGGGAGCAACAUGGCAUGUGAUACUAACAGAUUGCUGGCUGGGAACAUGGAAGGCACUGCAGCGUGUGACUAUAACGAGCGCCCGGCUGUCAAGCCUCGCCUGGUGAGGCUGGUACCUGCAGCCAGCAGGUCUUUCACCUUCGGCGAUCAGUAUAAACGCGCCCUCGCUUCUGCUUCUGCUUCUGCUUCUGCUUCUGCUUCUGCUACCGCUACUGCUGUAACCAUGGAUGCUGCUGCGAUUUUUGGUAACAUGGUAACCAGCCACGGUGUCAGCAGCAGGGGGGUUGCUACCACCAGCCAUGUGGUAACCAGCCAAGCCGUAACCAACCAUUGGAUACCCGGUGCUGGUGCGGCUGAGUUGAAUCCCCGUUAUAAAAUGGAGGAGAUGACCACGCGGAGCAUUGCUGCGGCGCACACUGCGCCACUCGCAGACUGCCACGUGGCGUCCAAGAGGGUCAAGUCCCGAAGCGCGGAUAAUUUCGCUACCAUCUUCUCUCCCGGUGCCUCUGAGGAGGGCGACGUUAUGUGGGGCGGUGGCAACUUGGGAGAACCUUCCAGGAAGCUGCAGCAGAGAAAGGCGGGGGAGCGUGAAGGGGCGGGCGGGGUUGGCACUACGAGUACUAGUACUAGGGCUGCUGGUUUGGGGGGGCGGGUGCAGACUUUAGUAGAGUCGACUCAAAAGCCAGCUGCUGGUUGCGAGGAGUGGCAGGUGCAGGAAUGCCGCGGAGCCGUGACUACUAAUGCUCGUGCGACUCCUGACGGUGCGGAGGCUAUCCGUGCAGAGGCUAUCGAUGAGGCCAUCGCUGCUGCCUACGGUGCGGAGGCAAUCCGUGCGGAGACCAUCGAUGCUGCUGACGGCGCAGAGGCGCCGCUGAAAGCGCCCUUGGAUCCCGUCACCGCUGGUGCCUACAUCGACAUCUUUGCAGUCGCCGCCGAUCAGAAUCUAACCGCCGAUCUAACCGCCGAACCUCAUUUAACCGCCGAUCCUCGUCUAAUCGCCGACCCUCAUCUAACCGUCGAUUCUCCUGUUACUGGCGAUCCUCAUGUAACCGGCGCCGGCCAGUUCGGCGAAUUAGGGUUCGAUUUCGGGCAGUCGAUCCUGCUCGACUCGCUGACCAGCGGCCAACCCGCAACUUCCCAUCUGACGCCCACGCAUAAUCUGGGCGAUACGACACAUGACGCGAUGCUGGCGCUCGAUGCCAUGCCUGCGCCUUGGGAGAGCGGCGGAGGAGAGACUAGAAGUAUGGACAUGAGCUGAAAAAAAAAAAAAAAAACAACAACAACAACAAAAAAAAACAAAACAAAAAAACAAAAAAAAAAACAAAAAAUCCGCGGCGGAGGCGAGACGAUGGGCAUGCGCUACCGAUCGCCGAAGCUGCUCGACUCAGAGUCUAUUUUUUAGCUAAAGUCGAUUUUUUAGCUCGUGUCAAAUUGUUAGCUAGAGUCCAGGAUUAGGUCCACCGGUGCUGCUCAAGACGCGAUAACUGGGCGACCAUCCGUUAAUCGCUUGCAUCUGACCGCGAAACGCGACGCGAUACUACUGACCGAGGGACUGCGGAUUCGAGCUAAUGUUGAGGCUGCCGCCAUGGCUCAGACAGCAGGUUGCUAGCAACGCAAUCUGACCAAGUGUGAAAAAAAAAACGGAUGGGUGUGGUGUGGUGGUUGGGUGGGAGUCUUGGGAAUCCCGACUGGUUGGGUUGGGAGUCUUGGGAACCCUGGCUCCCAGUUUCGUCAGAUAAUGUUUGUUCUAUACAG